CAGUAACGGUACCUUGUGUCAGGGUUCACGGCGCAGUCAGGCGUGACGACCAUGUUGAGGCCCACUGGCUCCACUCGUAGUGAAGUAUAUAAGAUGGCUUCUUCCGCAUUAGUGAGCUCACCCAUUGCUCGGUAGCGAUCUCAAAGAUGGUCCUCUCGACACUUCUUUUAGCAGGGCUUACUGCAAUUAUCAAUGUCGGCUCGGCGGCAUGUCCGUACAUGGACAAUGGCUAUUCCACACAGGACAUUCCGGCCGACCACCCUCACAUUCGACGCGACGACGCUGAUCCUCCUCGCACUGACAACUACUUGUCAAAAUAUGAGAUUGAUGACAGCGAUACCUAUAUGACCAGCGAUGUAGGCGGGCCGUUUUCCGACCAGGAAAGCCUGAGUGCGGGAGUGAGAGGGCCUACAUUGUUAGAAGAUUUUAUCUUCCGUCAGAAGAUUAUGCAUUUUGACCACGAACGCGUUCCAGAACGAGCUGUCCAUGCCAGAGGCGCUGGUGCCCAUGGAGUGUUCACAUCCUACGCGGAUUGGUCUAAUAUCACGGGGGCCUCAUUCUUGAGCUCUCCCGGAAAAGAGACUCACGUGUUCAUCCGAUUCUCUACCGUUGCUGGCAGUAGAGGUUCUGCUGAUACCGCCCGAGAUGUUCACGGCUUCGCGGUGCGAUUUUACACUGAUGAAGGAAACUACGACAUAGUCGGUAAUAAUAUUCCGGUGUUUUUCAUACAGGAUGCUAUCAAGUUCCCCGACCUUGUUCACGCCGUCAAGCCGGAACCAGACAGGGAAAUCCCGCAAGCCGCCUCUGCUCACGAUACCUUUUAUGACUUUGUCUCACAACAGCCCAGUGCUCUGCAUACUCUGUUCUGGGCUAUGAGCGGUCAUGGUACCGUGAGGGGAUACCCUUUCAUGCACGGCUGGGGUGUUCAUACAUUCCGAUUCGUUACGGAUGACGGGAAGAGCAAGCUGGUCAAAUUCAGAUUCCGAACGCUCCAAGGGCAAGCAGCCCUUGUCUGGGAAGAAGCUCAGGUGGCUGCUGGAAAAGAUGCAGAUUUUCACCGCAGAGACCUUUGGGAUGCGAUUGAGAAGGGACGGUAUCCCGAGUGGGAGCUCGAGCUUCGGUGGUUUUCGAGACUGUACAAGGCUGACAACCUGCCGGAACAGUUUGAAGCUCAAAUUAUGGAUGAAGAAGACCAACUCCGGUUCGGUUUUGACCUGCUGGACCCUACCAAAUUCGUACCAGAGGACUUGGUUCCUUUCACGCCCCUUGGCAAGCUUACCCUGAAUCGCAACCCACGUAAUUACUUUGCCGAAACGGAGCAGAUUAUGUAUCAGCCUGGACACAUUGUUCGUGGAGUCGACUUUACUAACGAUCCUCUGCUUCAAGGCCGCUUAUUUUCCUAUCUGGACACACAGCUCAAUCGCAAUGGUGGACCCAACUUCGAACAGCUGCCCAUCAAUCAACCACGCAUCCCUUGGCAUAACAACAACCGUGAUGGAGCUGGACAAAUGUUCAUCCCACUCAACACCGCUGCGUACAGCCCCAACGUGCUCAACGAGGGCUCUCCUCGGCAGGCCAAUCAGACGACCGGUAGAGGCUUCUUUACUACUCCUGACCGCGCUACGUCUGGCCGUCUUGUUCGCACAGUGUCCCCAACCUUUACAAACGUUUGGUCCCAACCGAGACUGUUCUAUAACUCCCUGCACCGCACUGAGCAACAGUUUCUUAUCAACGCCCUUCGAUUCGAGAUCGCGCAGCUCAAAAGCAGCAUCGUUAAGAACAACAUCCUCAUCCAACUUAAUCGCGUCAGUCAUGAUGUCGCGAAGCGAGUCGCAGACGUUCUUGGGAUGGCCACUCCCACACCCGACCCUACGUUCUAUACGAAUAACAAGACUAUCGGUGUAUCCAUCGUUGAAAAACCCCUAGACAAGAUCGAUGGUCUUAAAGUCGGUUAUCUCACGACCAAUACGGCCAACGACGCCAGAAAGGAGGCACUCAAGGGGGAGCUUGGCGUCAUGAAUGUUGACCUUGUUGUCGUCGCCGAGUUUCUCAAUGAAGGUGUGAAUCAGACGUAUUCUACGUCCGAUGCCUCCCAGUUUGACGCCAUCAUCGUUGGAGCAGGCACCGAUACGCUAUUUACUAAUGCCGCUCCCAACUGUGGAAACACGACUGGCGCUGCAUGCGCUCUCUAUCCAGUUGGCCGUCCUCUCCAGAUCCUUGUUGAUGGUUAUAGAUGGGGGAAGCCUGUGGGCGCCGUAGAAUCCAAAAGCGCAGCACUUCCAGCGGCUAACAUUCCUGCAAAUACACCGGGUGUAUAUGCGGACGUUACGGCCAAGGAUAUCGAAGACGGCUUGAAAACAUUCAAGUUCUUGGACAGAUUUCCCCUAGACAGGGCUUCGAGUUCUUGAGGAAAAUUCAAGUUUCGCAUAGGGCUCUCUUGCACCAAAAGCAUGCCUGUCCACAUGCAUGAGUGUAACAUAUUUAAUG
This is a messenger RNA of Westerdykella ornata, 2487 nucleotides long. RefSeq names its product catalase. Gene Ontology annotation, cellular component: cytosol. Gene Ontology annotation, molecular function: heme binding; catalase activity. Gene Ontology annotation, biological process: hydrogen peroxide catabolic process; response to oxidative stress. Bases 147 to 2408 code for a protein of 753 amino acids. The transcript has 6 exons. The record is from RefSeq and is a predicted model, not a curated record. Lineage: Eukaryota; Fungi; Ascomycota; Dothideomycetes; Pleosporales; Sporormiaceae.